This is a messenger RNA of Adineta steineri, 435 nucleotides long. The record is from the annotation of a GenBank genome assembly. Lineage: Eukaryota; Metazoa; Rotifera; Eurotatoria; Adinetida; Adinetidae.
AUGCUUGACGAUCAAAUAGAUGACACUUCUUCAACUGGAUUUCCCGAUUCGCUAGAAGCAUUAUUUAAAUAUAUUGAUGCACUUCCAUCUUAUCCGAUAAAUUUUGAUGACAUCUCUUUUGUUUCAAAUGAAUGGCUUAUUACGGAUGAACUUACAAAAAAAAUACGACCUCCAAAAUUAUAUGAAUUUCUUCGUUUACUUCUGGAUAAUUUAUUUUAUAUUUCUUAUGCAUCCUGGUUAAACAAAGAUGAAGGUUUAUUUAAAAUUCAUAAACCAUUAGAAGUUGCUGAACUUUGGGCAAAAGUUCGAGGUCGAUGCACAAAUAAUAAUAUCGAUUAUGAUAAAUUCUCACGAAGUAUUCGAUAUUAUUAUGAAGAGAACAUUAUGAUACCAACACGUACAAAAUAUACUUAUCGUUUCGCUAAUAAUAAAUAA